This is a messenger RNA of Myotis davidii, 3972 nucleotides long. RefSeq names its product protocadherin beta-13. The coding region runs from base 365 to 2431 and encodes 688 amino acids. Gene Ontology annotation, cellular component: plasma membrane. The record is from RefSeq and is a predicted model, not a curated record. The transcript has 2 exons. Gene Ontology annotation, biological process: homophilic cell-cell adhesion. Lineage: Eukaryota; Metazoa; Chordata; Mammalia; Chiroptera; Vespertilionidae. Gene Ontology annotation, molecular function: calcium ion binding.
CCGUAAGGUCCACCAAUAGUAGAGUUAGAGUUGUAACUUGUACAGUACAGGCAAGAGUGAGAAAUAGUGCAUCCAUUUUCAUCCCAGAAAAUGUACUAUCCUGUGAGGACGCGUGGUGGCGCUGCAGGAUAAGAAGGUACAAACCGGAACCGCAGCUGCGGCUCCAUGAACAGACCAAACUUCACCAGCAGAGCCUGGAAGCCCACUGGGAAGCUAGGGCGCCACAGGAGGAGGACUGGGUCCCCUAAAAAGGACUGCUCACUGGGAUAUUUCCGAGGCAUCCUGUGCAACACUCAGUCUCAGAUACGGAGUUCUGCACAGCUCCGCGGAACCACCUCGCCGGAGGCCGUGCCAAGCAAGCACAAUGGAGGCCAGCAGGAAGCCCAUUUGCAGACAAAGGCAAGUCCUAUUCCUUGUUCUCUUCUUGGGCGUAUCUCAGGCGGGCACUGAACCCAGGCGCUAUUCUGUGGUGGAGGAAACGGAGGGGAGCUCUUUUGUAACCAAUUUAGCAAAGGACCUGGGUCUGGGGCAGAGGGAACUCUCCAGGCGGGGGGCUAGGGUCAUUUCCAAAGGGAACAAACUGCAUCUGCAGCUGGAUCAGGCGACCGGGGAUUUGUUGCUAAAUGAGAAACUGGACCGCGAGGAACUGUGUGAUCACACAGAGCCCUGUGUGCUGCGUUUCCAGGUGUUGCUAGCGAAUCCCUUAGAGUUUUUUCAAGCUGAGCUGCAAGUAAUAGACAUAAAUGACCAUGCUCCGGUGUUUGUGGAAAGAGACAUGGUGCUGAAAAUAUCGGAGAGCAGUCCUCCUGGAACUGCAUUUCCUCUGAAGAACGCUCAGGACGAAGAUGUAGGCCGGAAUAAUAUUGAGAACUAUGUAAUCAAUGCCAACUCCUAUUUCCGGGUCCUCACCCGAGAACGAAGCAGCGAUGGAAGGAAAUAUCCCGAGCUGGUGCUGGACAAAGCGCUGGAUCGGGAGGAGGAACCUGAGCUCAGGUUAACCCUCACAGCGCUGGAUGGCGGCUCUCCGCCGCAGUCUGGCACCGCUCAGGUCUACAUUGAAGUCGUGGACAUCAACGAUAAUGCCCCUGAAUUUGAGCAGCCGUUCUAUAGGGUACAGGUCCCGGAGGACAGUCCCAUAGGUUUCCUGAUUGUCACGGUCUCUGCUACGGAUGUAGACAUAGGAGUCAAUGGGGAGAUUUCCUAUUCACUUUUCCAGGCUCCAGAAGAGAUUAGGAAAACCUUUGAGCUCAACCCCCUGACAGGAGAUAUUCGACUGAAAAGACAACUUGAUUUCGAAGCUAUUCAGUCCUAUGAGGUCAUUGUUGAGGCUAAAGAUGCCGGAAGCUUGUCUGGAAAAUGCACCGUUCUGACUCAGGACCUGGAUGUGAACGACAAUGCCCCAGAAGUCACCAUGUCCGCACUUACCAGGCAGAUCCCUGAGAAUUCACCGGAGACGGUGGUUGCCCUGUUCAGUGUUUCUGAUCUUGAUUCUGAAGAAAACGGGAAAAUAAAUUGCUCCAUUCAGGACAAUCUACCCUUUCUCCUAAAAUCUUCCUUGGAAAACUUCUAUACCCUGGUAACAGAGGGACCGCUGGACAGAGAGACCACGGCCGAAUACAACGUCACCAUCACGGUCACCGACUUGGGGACCCCCAGGCUGACAACCCAGCACAACAUCACCCUGCUGGUCUCCGACGUCAACGACAACGCCCCCGCCUUCACCCAAACCGCCUACACCCUGUUCCUCCGCGAGAACAACAGCCCCGCCCUGCACAUCGGCAGCGUCAGCGCCACAGACAGCGACGCGGGCGCCAACGCCCAGCUCACCUACUCGCUGCUGCCGCCCCACGACCCGCGCCUGCCCCUGGCCCCGCUCCUUGGCGUGUGGGCGCACAAUGGCGAGGUGCGCACGGCGCGGCUGCUGAGCGAGCGCGACGCGGCCCGGCACCGGCUGCUGGUGCUGGUCAGGGACCAUGGCGAGCCCGCGCUGUCGGCCAGCGUCACGCUGCACGUGCUGCUGGUGGACGGCUUCUCGCAGCCCCACCUGCCGCUGCCCGAAGCGGCGGCCGACCCGGCGCCGGCCGACCCGCUGACCGUGCACCUGGUCAUCGCGCUGGCGGCGGUGUCGUCGCUGUUCCUGUUCUCGGUGCUGGCGUUCAUCGCGGUGCGGCUGUGCAGGCGGAGCAGGGCCGCCUGGGUGGGUGGCUGUUCGGUGCCCGAGGGCCCCUUUCCGGGCCGCCUGGUGGACGUCAGCGGCACCGGGACCCUGUCCCAGAGCUACCAGUAUGAGGUGUGUCUGACGGGAGGCUCAGGGACCAGCGAGUUCAAGUUUCUGAAGCCGAUUAUGCCCAAUUCCCAGGGCCAGUACGCUGGGGCAGAAGUAGAAGAAAACCCUGACUCCAAGAAUGACUUUAGUUUUAGUAUUCAGUGACCAUAAUUGUUUAUCUUAUUCCAGCUACUUCAAUUGGUAAAUUCAAGGUGAUGACUUAUUUUUGGCACCUAUUAUGAAUUUUUAUAUUAUACUAAGCUUCCUUGCAAAUUCUUACAUUAUUCCUUUCUUUUAAAUAAUGGUAUCUUAUCAUUUCUUCAUUACUAUAAAAGAUGAGUGGUCCUAAAACUUGCCUCUCAAAAACUGAUGAAGUUAAUAAUUGUACAAAUCUUUGUUUCUGGGAUAACUUUAGAAUGUAUUAGGAAACAACAGUGAAACGUUAAUUCUAUAUAUAUAUAAUUGACUGUGUUUUCUUGAGAUUUUUUUGUUUUUAUUAGUUUUUUUUAUUGGUUAUAUAAGAGAAGUAAUGCACUAACACUCACGGGGAAGUAUGCCUAACCAGGAAGGAAAGAGAACUGGCACCAUGAGAAUUUGGCUCAUUUUAUCCUGCUCUACUAGUACUAUCUUUGAUAUUGUUUUCUCUUAAAAUGUUAUAUUUACUAUGCUUCCUUUCAUUAAUAUACCUCCGUUAGUUUUAAUUUCAUUAUUUUAAUUACUUUUCAUUUUGUUUUAUUGAUGUUCAAAGGAGAGGGAAAGCCACGCAGUGUUUAUCCAGUGAGAUGAAAUAGCAAAGCAGCAAAUUUGGCUUUUCUCAUUUGAGAAACAUUGAGUAGCCAUGACAAAAAAAUACACUGGCCAGCCAAUAUCCAUUCAUUUUGUCUAGUUUCUAACAGAUCCUAAAUUCCACUUAGGACAUUAGUUUGCUUAUUCAAAAGAAUACAUUUGGCCAACCUCCUUGGCAGGUACAAUGGAGCAUUUGACGAGGUUUUAGUCAAUGAGAUGUAUAUACAAAUGUUGUAGAAGACUUGUAAGAAAGCUGUUUAAAGGAAGAUGAGUCAUUUGGGAAGGGGUCCCUUUUGUCCUCCUCUAGUCCUUGCAUCUUAGAAUGCGUAAGUCAUGGUUGGAACACAGUCAGCCAUGUUGGAUCAUAAAGCAACAAUAAGAAUGGAAAUAAUGAAUGAAGACAGUCAGUAUAGAAUAAACUUUAAGGAGAUGAGGGUCCCUGAUGAUCACAGAGCCAUUAUGUCAUCCUUGGAAUGCCUGCUUCUGAACUUUUUUUUUUACUUGAGAAAUAAAGGCACUUCUAUCUCAUUUAAGCUACCAUCAUCAUUUUAGUUUUGUGGUACCUCCAGUGAAAUCCAACCCUAAUGCUUUAACAUUAAGAUUUUUCAUUAAAACAUUAUAUAAUAAGUUUUAUUAUAUAAAUAAAUAUACGCACAGAUAUUAAUUGUAUAGUCUGAGCUAACCGAUCUGUUUUAGGUUCUUAAUUUUGAAUUUUAAUUUAAUUAAAAGUAACGUAUAGAGUGCUUUACACGAAUUAUCUUUUUAAUCUUCUACCAAACCUUAAGGCAUUUGGCAUAUUGUCCCCUCCUUUACAUAUGAGAAGCUGAAGCUAAGAAAAGUUAAGUAACUUGGUCACAAGUCUGAGUAAUAAAAGAAAAAUUUUUAAAUAUAUUCUAAGUCUACUUGAAUUGAAUGCCCCA